AUGAAGCGGCGUGCCCCACUCCAAAAGUAUGGGGCGCCUCUGUAUGGCGUGGCCUGGCCAGACGGCCCGCACGCGUACAUGGCUGGUGGGGGCAACCUCGGAAUAGAGAACAAGGUCGUCGUCGUGAGCUGCGACGAGAGGGGCAAGCUGUCGGAUGAGGUCACCAAAUACAACACCGGCGACGACGCUCCCUACCGCAUGGCGAUGCACCCAUCCGGACGAUCUCUGGUCCUGGGCAUGACCCGCGGAGGGGUGCAGGGGGUGGACCUCCAGCCCAGCACCAGCGGUAGAGAUGCGCCGGAGCUCUCCCGCCCAGGAGGCAGCUUUGCGUCCAGGGCCCCCAGCAUCGGCGCCCUGAAGUGCCUCUCCUUCUCCUCCGACGGCCGCCUGCUCGUCAUGGGGGGGGAGGACGGCAGCGUGCGCAUCGUGCACUGGCCCUCCCUUGAGCCCAAGCUGCACUGGCAGGCGUCAGAGGACAAGGCCAUUCGGGCGGCCGACCUGUCGCGCGCCCACAGCGACGGCAUCCUCACCACGACGGACGAGGCGGGGAUGGCAGCGCUCUGGAAUGCCGAGACAGGGGAUAAGGUGCUCCAGCUGGCCGUACCGCAGGACAUGCCGCGUGCGACCUUCUUCAAGUGCAUCGCGCUGGCCGAGGGCGCUGGGCCCGCUAUCUACGCCGCGGUGAAGUGGAAGGGGGAGGGGCACAUCCUGCGCUGGCGCCAGCUGGCGAGCGGCGAGAUCCGUCUGGAGGCACGAAGCAGAGGCCCUGUCACGAGGUCCCCCAUCUGCGGCUUCGUGGCCAGCCCCAGCGGGCGCCUGCUGGGGGCUGUGACGCCCGACGGGGACCAGGUGGUGGUGACGGCAGGCGGGCUCAGGAGGGUGCUGCAUCGCCGAGGUGCCCACAUGACCUUUGCCACGGCCAUCGCCUUCUCCCCUGACGAGAAAUGGGUGCUGUCCACCUCCGCAGAUGCCAGUGCCGUGCUGACUCGCGUCCCCAGCGGCUCCCUGGGGGCGCACCUUGCGUAUAUCCUUGCCCUCCUGGCCACCCUCCUGGCCGUGGCCGCACACUUCUUUCUAGCAGGGGAUGCGAGGGCCCUCUUGGCCGCACGAGGCAUGGUGGGCCUGCCCACGGAGACGUACAGCACCCGCGCCGCACAGGAGCAACAGCUGCGCGCCGUGGAGGAGCAGCGCAAGCAGCUGCUGGAGGCCGCCCAGCGCCGCGCCCUCGAGGACCUGACGCAGCAGGCCGCGCUGGAGGCGCAGCAGCUGGCCCUGCUGCGCGCGCUGGGCCAGGCCAUGCCGCCCAACGGCGCCGGCGCGCAGCAGGCGGCGGCCGCGGGGCAGCUGGACCUGGGCGCCGCCGCGCGGCGCACACUGACCGACGACAUAGCGCGCGGGCUGCACCUGUUUGGCGCGCAGCAGGCGGGGUACAAGGGGCAGGAGGGUGCGACCCCGGCUGCGCUCCCGCCCUCCCUGGCCCUAAGCCCGCAGGGCGCUAAUGGCCUGGGGCCGGCCCCUAGCGCGGGGACCCACGCCAUUCGCCCCCAGCACCAGCUGCAGGGCCCCUCGCCCACCGCACCCGUGGCGGCGCUGCACGGCGCGGGCGGCGCCGACUGGUCCAGCCUGGUGCGGUCGGGGCUGACCGCCGGCCUGCAGCGCAGCCUGGUCCCGGGGUCCGAUGGCCCCCCGCCCCCCUCCCCGCUCAGCAACCAGGCCUCGCCCCACAAGCGCUCGCGCGCCAGCCUGGACGGCGAGGGACCCAGCCCGGGGCCGGCGCCCCGCUCCCAGGGCGUGGCCACGCCCAGCGGCGCCGGGCAGGGCAGGGGCGAUGGGGCGGGGUACCACGGCGUGGCGCAGUACCGGGGCGCCGCGGCGGGGGCUGGGGAGGCCGUGCUGUACGGGGCCUCCGCGGACUCGCCCGCGCAGCUGGCGAUGUCGCCCACCAGCCAGGCCUGA
Molecule: messenger RNA, 1956 nt
Organism: Auxenochlorella protothecoides
Lineage: Eukaryota; Viridiplantae; Chlorophyta; Trebouxiophyceae; Chlorellales; Chlorellaceae
Product: SEC12-like protein 2
Exons: 7
Coding region: 1-1956 (651 amino acids)
Biological process (GO): protein secretion
Cellular component (GO): endoplasmic reticulum membrane
Molecular function (GO): guanyl-nucleotide exchange factor activity; GTPase activator activity; protein binding
Source: RefSeq, a predicted model, not a curated record